This is a messenger RNA of Oxyura jamaicensis (ruddy duck), 591 nucleotides long. It is a transcript of the gene CNPY1, whose product is annotated as canopy FGF signaling regulator 1. The record is from RefSeq and is a predicted model, not a curated record. NCBI's taxonomy places the organism in Eukaryota, Metazoa, Chordata, Aves, Anseriformes, Anatidae. Gene Ontology annotation, cellular component: endoplasmic reticulum.
AUGGGGGGACCUCAGACCUCAGGAGCAUUGCUGUGGGUCAGUACCAAGCCACCUGCAAGCCAACAACCUCCAGGCGUCUCUGGUGAGGCGCUGCCGCAUGACAUUAAGAAGGUGAAUCCAAAGAGGGCCAUGGAUGUAGGGUCAUUCCAAGUAAACCCUGACGGGACACAAGAGAGGAGUAAGGUUCCUCUUGCAAAGUCAGAGGGCGACUUAGCGGAAUUGUUGGAAAAUCCCUGUGCUGGACCGGAGGAUGGCCAGCUGCGAGCGGAGCCUCCCACCCAGACAAGGAGAGUCGAGAGAUUUGCUGCUAGGCAAGAAGAGAAAAUCUGGGCAGAUAAAAAAUUCUGGGUUUAAGCUGGUGCUUACAAACCUUUGAAAUCUGCGGGUGAAAGUCUCGUAGAGGAGCCUGAAGAUGAAAUAUUCUCACUUAUCGCCCAAGAGGCAGACUAUCUAGCUGACAAGCUGUGCAGUGAAAAAUCAGGUGCCUGUGCAGCCCGCUGCUCACCCAGGGCAUGGAGGACAUCAGCUGCUCACUUUGCAGAGCAAAGUAUUCGCCUCAGUUGUGCCGAUUUUCACAAAAUCGACAUCUGA